AUGCAACUCAAAUUCGAGAUUUUGUUCUUCGUGACAUUAUGGCCGGCACACUGCUUUGCCAAUGGACUGGAAUCACGAGCUAGUCUAGAAUCGCCAGCAAGUGUUGCAGCAAAGCUCCCUCCUUGCGCUCUGCCAUGUUUCGCAUCGGCCAUCGCCAACUCGACCUGUUCGCCAACAGACGCGCAGUGUAUAUGCAGCAAUGAAAUAAUAGCAGCAGACGCUGGCCAGUGUGUUCUAGCGUCAUGCUCUCUUCCUGAAGCACUUUCAACCAAAAACAUUACACUGACGGCAUGCGACGCUCCGGUGAGAGACGUGUCUUCGCCAUACCGCGUAAUGGCUAUCACGCUUGGCAUCAUCACGACCAUUAUUACACUUGCGCGCCUCAUCUUCAAACGCUUCUUCAGUGCCUCCGAAACACUCACAUUAGACGAUAUACUUAUCAUCGGCGCCUUGUUGAUGCAUAUAUCCUGCACGACGAUCAAUGUGGAAGGAUUGGCUGCUCAUGGCCUAGGUAAAGAUAUCUGGACUUUAUCGCCAAAUGAGCUCAAGACGUUUGUGUUUUUCUUCUACAUUAUAGAAAAUCACUUCUUUCUUGAGAUAACGCUAGCAAAGCUGAGUCUACUGCUGUUCUACCUCAACAUCUUCCCCGACAAGUUCAUCCGACGCCUGAUCUGGGGUACUGCUCUCGUUAUCCUCCUUCUUGGUAUAGCAUCGACCUUUGUUAUUAUAUUCCAGUGUGCACCUGUUCAAUACUUCUGGACGCAAUACGACGGGCACUCCACGGGACACUGCCUAGAUAUCAACGCUUUUGCAUGGUGUAAUGCCGCCCUCAAUAUUGCCACUGAUAUCUGGAUGCUCGGAAUCCCUCUCAGCCAAAUUCGAAAGCUUAAGCUUCACUGGAAGAAGAAACUUGGGGCUGCUUUUAUGUUUUUGACCGGACUUUUUGUGACAGUCGCCGCUAUCCUACGCAUGCAGUCACUGGUCCACUUUGCUGACUCGAGCAAUCCAACUUGGGACCAAUUAAUCGUCGCGUUUUGGUGUACAAUCGAAGUCAACGUCGGUAUAAUUUGCACGUGCCUACCUACCUUCCGUCUGAUCUUGCUGCGCUUAUUCCCGCAUGUCUUCAGCACUGGAACGAAGCACAGCAACUCCUACGUACGGUCUUCGGAUCGACGAAGCGGGCCAUCGUCUAUCACAGGCAAGAAGGGCUAUCAACUCUCCGAACUCGAGUCCACGACAGAACUCAAUUCUUCCCGUACAGACUCUGCAUCAGUAUGA
Molecule: messenger RNA, 1278 nt
Organism: Akanthomyces muscarius
Lineage: Eukaryota; Fungi; Ascomycota; Sordariomycetes; Hypocreales; Cordycipitaceae
Exons: 5
Coding region: 1-1278 (425 amino acids)
Source: RefSeq, a predicted model, not a curated record